Messenger RNA from Euleptes europaea (tarantolino), 1219 nucleotides. It is a transcript of the gene GLMP, whose product is annotated as glycosylated lysosomal membrane protein. Gene Ontology annotation, cellular component: lysosome. Bases 1 to 1206 code for a protein of 401 amino acids. Lineage: Eukaryota; Metazoa; Chordata; Lepidosauria; Squamata; Sphaerodactylidae. The transcript is spliced from 6 exons. The record is from RefSeq and is a predicted model, not a curated record.
AUGCUGGUUGGGCGAAGCUGGGCUUCGCUGCCUCUCCUGUGGCUGGUGGGGAGCUUGGCGGGGGAUCCGGCGGGUUACAGGCGGAAGGUUUCUCUGGAAUACAACCCUGGUUUAAACAGCUCCUCCGACAACCUCUUGCACAUCCGGGCUGUGGGCCACAAUGAUACGAUCCAUUAUGUGUGGAGCACUAUUGGGGCACCCACAGUGUUGCUGGUGUACACAGGAAGCCAGAACAGCACCCUCCAUGUGAACUGGACCAAGCUCUUCUCUCCCUAUCCCUCUGGAGCCAUCCACGUUGAACCCGCCGAGAGCGUCUUGUAUUCUACAGCAGCGAUCUUUGCAAAGGUGUUUGAGUACAACGGUGUCAACACAUCAGAUCUCCUCAAGGUCCCUGAAGAUCAGUUCUACCCCACCUAUAAUUUGGCCAAUUUUACCUGGGAAAGCCUCGAUGGCAAAUUGAAUGAGACCAUGCUGACGGCUACUUUUCAGGGUGUUGCCUCGAGCCCCCAUGGAGCCUUUGGGAAUGGCAGUAUAUCCUUCCAGGUGACGGCUUACGAAGAGAGCAGUCGCGACACCUGCCUCCCCCAUCUCUUCCACACAGCCAACUGCUCCAAGGUCAACUUUGUCAUGAAUGGGGUGCCUCCACGGGGCAACCACUCUCGCUUUGCUCUGGAGAUCGUCACGGUGGAAGAGGGAGAGGGGCGCAAGCGGCUGGAAUCUAUCCGCUCCAUCGAUGAUGAGUAUACCCCAACAAUAUUUGAGAUGGCGCAGCUGGUUUCUGUGCCCCACAACCACAGCACCACAUCCAGCUUCCUCCAGUGGAAGAAGACGGCUUACAGCUCCCAGCAUGCUGAGCGGGCAGACACCAUCCGCUGCCAGUAUUACCAGCUGCAGACAAACUUCACAGUUCCCAGGCCUAGCAUAGCCCAUGCCUACUUUCGGGAGGAACUUGAGAGCCACGAUGGUGUAGCUGCCAUCAAUAUUUCCUUUGGCAGCGAGGACAGUGAGGCCUAUGAAGAAAGACACUACUUGAGCUGGUCUGCCUUAAUUGGAUUUGGUGAACCACCCAAGGACGCUUUUUCCACCUUAGUGAUUGCCAUCCUUGCAGUGGGGCUAGGGACUCCAGUGGUGCUACUGGUUGGAGGGAGCAUCGCUGCCCUUGUCAAACGGAAGAAACGGUAUUCUGAAUAUGAACCAAUCAACUGAUCAUCGUGAAACC